Suncus etruscus (white-toothed pygmy shrew) is the source of this 2025-nucleotide messenger RNA. RefSeq names its product endogenous retrovirus group K member 6 Gag polyprotein-like. The record is from RefSeq and is a predicted model, not a curated record. Gene Ontology annotation, biological process: viral process. The transcript is spliced from 2 exons. Gene Ontology annotation, molecular function: nucleic acid binding; zinc ion binding. Bases 1 to 2025 code for a protein of 674 amino acids. Lineage: Eukaryota; Metazoa; Chordata; Mammalia; Eulipotyphla; Soricidae.
AUGGGUUCCUCCCUCAGUACCGAAGCCAAAUUUAUUCAUGAUAUCCAGGCGGAACUCUCUUCUCGCAAGAUCCACGUCCAUAAGGCUGAUCUUUGUAAAUUUUUCACUAUCCUCCACCUUGCCUCUCCAUGGUUCGUUCUUACUGCCCCUCGCAUAGCCCCCUCUACCUGGGCUACCUUGGGAACUGAGCUCUCUGCCUACUGCUCCGACCACCUGGACUCCUCUUAUAAAAACUGUAUUCUUAAGUACUGGCAGCUUCUUGAUGGCCUUAUCACCAACGCCUCCUCCUCGCCUUCCUGCUCCUCCGCCCUCCGAGAAGCCCAGACUGCCCUUGACUCUGCGUCUCGCUCCAGCACUCCCCUUUCUCCCGCUUCUCAGCUCUCUCCUCUUCCACCCCCACCUUACCCAACCCCUCCACCGGCUCCCUCCGCCCUCUCUCCACCGGCUCCCUCCGCCCCCUCUCUCAUGGCCCUCGCCACCCCCUCUGACACGCUACCCCCCGCAGAUCAGGCUGCCCUUAACGCAGCCGCCGCCUCCUACCAACCCCAACCCCCUCCGCCUCUUCCAAACGCUUCCUCCUCCGAGGGCCCUUCUCUUGAUCCCGCCUCCUUCCACUCCACUCUUCGAGACAUUUCCUCCACCCUUGACCGCCUCCUCACUUUGUCUUUCCCCCGUUCCUCCCCGUCUCCCUUACAUGCAUUCCCUGCCAUUUUAGAACAAGCUCCCUUGGAUCCCCCGCAGCCUCCCCUGGCUCCCUCCCUUCCCGCACCCCCCGCCUCCACUCGUCCCCCGCCCUUACCCUCUCCUGCCAGUGCUGGCGCUGUUCCCCGCCGUGCCCCUCCCCACCCUUAUAACACCCGCGCACAAACCGCUGAUGCCCAUUCUGCUGAUCAAGGACGCAUCUAUCAGCAACACAUUAAAUACAAGGCCCUUGAAAAGAAGGACCUGCAAGAUGUCCUUAAGGCCGUUAAGGAUUAUGGUGUUCAAGCCCCUUACACGCUUGCCUGCCUGGACGCCAUGUCCUAUGGUGGAAAGCUAUACCCCAUAGAGUGGCGCAUCACCGCUCGCACGGCCCUUAAGCCUGAGCAGUUCGUUCUUUGGGAAGCUGAGUUCCUGAACAAUUGCAAGGAGCUCGCCCAUAGUGAUGAACGCUACUUUCAGCAGCUCUCUGGCUCUAAGCCCUUUGACACCAUUGAUACUCAACGCGGUAUUCCUUUUCCCAUCCUCACCAUCACCUCCCAGGCUGCCUUGAAGGCCUGGAAAACCAUCCCCUCUUCCUCUGCUCCCUUGCUCCCCUUAUCUCGCAUACAGCAGCAGUCGGAUGAACCUUAUCAUUCCUUCAUCUCCCGCCUUCUCGAGGCUAUUGAACGCACCUCUGGUAUUUCAGACACUGCCAAUCCUCUCAUUAAGCAACUUGCUUAUGAGAAUGCUAACCCUGCCUGCCGUGCUCUCCUUAAGGGCCGUAUGCACAACAAGUCCCUUGAGGACAUGAUCUCCCUUUGCAAAGAUGCCCACUCCUUUGCCACACAAGUGGCCGGUGCCCUUGUUGCUUUUCAAGGUCAAUCUAAAGGCAGAACCUGUUACGCCUGCGGCCAGGCCGGCCAUUUUGCCGGCCAAUGCCCUGAGCGUCGUGCCCCGCCCAUUCAGACCAGCUCCUUCUCCGACCGCCCCUCCCUUUGUCCCCGCUGCCGUCGCGGCCGCCAUUGGCGUAGUUCUUGCCGCGCUACCACUGACGUGGAAGGCAACUUCCUUGGUCCCAACCUUCGUCUUUCGCGCCAGGAGGACUCCCACCAGGGAAACUCCUCCAGGGGUCGCCCCCAGACCCCGCACUCCAAGCCUCGCCACAUCAAUUUUGUUCCAGCCUCGGGGGUUCAAGCUACAAACACCUCCACCCCACACCACGUUCUUUAUCAGCACCACCACUCCCAGUCCCAGGCUCCGGCCGCACCCCAACCUCCACCCUGCUACGGGCCACCCCAGGUUCAGCAGGACUUGACCUCAGUGCCUCCUCCCCCCACAUAUUAA